GGAUGGGGUGUGCAAAGCGCUGCAGCCGCGACGAUGACGAGACGCCUGGGCUAGUCACGCACGGGACGCAUAGAUCCCUUUACACUUCCGUGGUACGGGCGAGCCACUGCGCCACGGCAUCGCAGGAAAGACAACAGCAGAGAGGGGGCAGCCCAUGACACAAGCGGUGAUGCGCGGCCUCGUCCUCCUCGUCAUCGCCGGCGCGCGCGCCGCCCCGGAAUUAGUCGUGGAAGUGGAGGUGAAUGGCAAGAUGCAGGAGCUGCGCGCCAGUCGCCACGACGAUCCUCGCAGAGCGGCACACGAAUUCUGCGUCAGACACAACCUCACAGUGUCGGUGGAAAACAUGGCCUGCGGCGAGAUGCUCGCCGAGGAGCUGGUCGAGAAGGGCGCGCGGUAUCCGUUGCCGAGCGAGAAGCUGCUACGAGUGAGAGGAGGCGUCGUGCCGCCCGGACCGUGGCGGGACCGGGCCCAGCAGCUCGUGCCGCCGCACUGCCCCGGCGAAGUGCUCUUACCUUUGAUUGGGGAUGCCGUCGCAACACCAGAGAUAGCGGUUGACAUCAUUACGGAACAUGGCCGCGUACCCUUCGUCCAUUUCGACCACGCGCUGGUGAACGCGACGGCGUACCCCUCGAAAGCGUUGGAUGGCGUGGGCGAGCCGCUCGGGAGAGCUGCGUCGGCCUUCUGCAGCGCCUGGUUCUGUCGGCGACGAGCGUUUACCGCACAUGAUCUCGCUGUGAAACUACGGCGCGAGUUGCUAGGAGACCAUUCUGCAGAAAGGCCCCAACGGUUAGUAGUGUCCCUCUCGACGCUCCCAGGCCGCAUCACCUUUCUAAAAGAUCAAUUGCGGUUUCUGUAUAAACAAACGCGACAACCGGACGCCAUAUAUGUGGUGGUCCCGUACACAUCACUAAGGGGCAAAGGAGCCUACGAGAUACCCUCAGAUUUGUACGAGGAGGCCGACGCCGGCCGCGUCGUGAUAUUGCGGACCCAGGUAGAUUGGGGCCCGGCCACGAAGCUCAUCCCGACGUUAUCUGUGGAGACGGACCCGCGCACGAUCAUCGUCACGGUCGACGACGAUCUAGAUUAUCCUUCUACGCUAAUAGAGCACCUGUAUCAGGCAGCUCUGCAACGACCGGACGCGGCUAUCGGCAUGAAGGGCUACUGGCUCCCACCUACGAAUACCAGUGACAAAGAUAAAUGCGACCCGCGGACCUGGGACCACGUCCUCGAGGAGAGGGACUACGGCUACUACUCCCAUGAGAAUUUAUUAUAUACGGAUGCUGCUUCUACAGAUAGGGACGUCGAGGUCCACGUGUUGGGAGGCUUGCUGGGCGUGGCCUACCGGAGCGGCUUCUUCGACUUGAGGCGAUUAGUGGAUUUUGCUGAUUGGCCCGGCGGGAGCGUGUUUGUGGACGAUGAUUGGAUAUCGUCCGUGCUCGAUUCGGCGCGUGUCCCGCGCGUCGUCCUAGGUUUAGCUGGUACUGAACUCGCGGACCAGAUCCGCAACCAGCCUUUGGUCGCCCCGCAGUCGGAGCUAGAGGGUCUGAACUCCGAGGCGCACGCCUUUCGAAAUGUGAGAUUGCAGAACGAACUGCUGUCCGAGGCGCGAGCUAGAGGAUUGUUUUCGGCGACCUGGGACUGUCGCUUCGACGCUUCGGGUGAAGAUGACGGGUGGAUUGUUGCAUUGAAGGCGCUGGAUGACGCUUAUUGUGAUUCGUGUCGAGCGCCGACCAUCGUAUUGCUCGAUGGGAAUGACGACGUGCUGGCGCGCUACCGGGCGCGCAACGGCGCCGUUCUUAUCAAGGAAGACGCCCGGGCGCUCAUGCAUCGCGAACCGGUGGAUCUCGUUGUGGUCGAUUCGGCCGUCGGCGCCGCGGCGGCGCUCCGGAACCGGGCUCGCGUCAUCGUGGCGCGGUCCGAGAGCGAGGUCCUCGCCGCGCUCUGCGCCGAGCUGGGGCGCGGCGGCUUCGUGGCGUAUAAGUGUUAGUGUUA
This is a messenger RNA of Pelagomonas calceolata, 1992 nucleotides long. The record is from the annotation of a GenBank genome assembly. Lineage: Eukaryota; Pelagophyceae; Pelagomonadales; Pelagomonadaceae.